AGGUGGAAAGAGUUUUCCGGCGCAUGUACAACCUUAACAACGGCGAGGACAUCGUGGCCCACAUCAAACACGCCCUCUGCGCCGCCUACUUGAUCUCCCCCGACAGACUCAGGAGCAACCGCCGCAGCAUCCUCAAACUCCUCUUCGCCGACGACCCCCUUCACUCCCCCGAUUCCGAAGACGAAGAAGAAGAAGAAGUUGCCGGCUUGGCGGCCUCCGCCCCCGCCAGCGGCGGACCAAUAGUAGAUCAUCCUUCCGGCCGCCUGCAGGGGGUGGUCUCCAAGAAAGCUGGAGGGGAAGAAGAAGAAGAAGAAGAAGAAGAAGAAGAAGAAGAAGAAGAAGAAGAAAGGUUCAAGAAAGCUAUUGCCAAGAGAAAGUCGUCGUGCCGUGAAAAGGAAGAAGACGGCGAAAAGAGAGGGAAAUUCCUCCGCGUGGGUCACAGCAAAGUCCGAUACAAUAUUAGCGAUGAGGACAAACCUAAGCCUUAUCGUACUCAGAAAUCUUUGAGCGAGCGCAAACGAUCCAUAGCUGCCUUGAAACGUCAUGUUGAUCCGCUUCCAUCAAGUUCAUCUGACACUGAUCCUUUGUGGAAUUUCCGGAAUAAAUACCUAGGGGGUGAGCAUCUCCCUGAUGGAAUUGAGUGGGGAUCAGAUCUGGAAGAAGAUUCAUCAGAUCUUGAGUCUUCAUUCAACACUGAUGAUAUUCUAGAAAUGAGCUCGGAAACAGAGGUGUUGUUGUCCGAGCCAGUCGGAAGUCCCUCCAAAAUUGAAAGAUAUAAACAGAGUAAUGUCCUUUAAUCUUCUCUCCUUUACACUUUGCGCAUCUGUAUGCAUGUUAUUUUUGGGCAAACUAAUUAUGCAAAAAUAAUUAAUCUUAACGUCAAUG
Messenger RNA from Cuscuta campestris, 885 nucleotides. NCBI's taxonomy places the organism in Eukaryota, Viridiplantae, Streptophyta, Magnoliopsida, Solanales, Convolvulaceae. The record is from the annotation of a GenBank genome assembly.